UCAGCCAAUGCCUUCCCUGCAUAUAUACUUCCCCUCUACCUAAUCUUUUGGCGAAUUAAUAUAAAUUGCGAACACAUCACAACUUCAAAAUAUAGAGAAAUAUUACUUUAGUUGAUUAUGGAAGGUCCAACUCUUCGCGUGGCAAUAAUAAUAAUAUUACCUGUUUUUAUUCUCUUCUUCUCUAUCCAAAUAAACUUUAGCUCAGCAGACACAAAUACCCAGUACGUACAAGCAUCUUGUAGUAACACAACUUAUCCUGAAUUAUGCUAUUCCUCUCUUUCAUGCUAUGCAAGAAAAAUUCAAAGAAACCCUAAAACUCUAGCCUAUGUUGCCCUUAACGUGACUCUAACAGCCACCAAAUCAGCAUCAGAGUUUAUUAAAACCCUGUAUAAUAAUAAACUCCAUGGAUUGAAGCCUAAAGAGGCUGCAGCUAUGGCAGAUUGUGUGGAGCUGGCAGAUGAAGCAGUCGAUGAGCUGGAAAGGUCUAUCGGAAAGAUGGGUCGAGCAAGAGGAUCAAAUUCUGAUCCUGUAAUUAAUGACAUUCAAACUUGGGUUAGUGCAGCUUUAACAGAUGAUAAUACUUGCAUGGAUGGAUUUUCAGGUGAUGUUUUGGAUGGAGAAGUGAAAAGUAUAGUACUGAAAAAUAUGACACAAGUUGCUCAAUUGACAAGCGUUGCUUUGGCUCUUGUAAAUAGGUUUGCCUCCUCGAAAGGAAAUUCUGUGUUAGUACUUUGAUUAAUAAUUAAGCUCUAUAUGAUAAUGUAUUGAAUAAGCAUAAAAAAUUGUAAAAUUGUAAAAUUUUAAUUUUGUGCUUGAUAUUGGAGUUGAAGUGUGUCGAAUUUGAUAUGUAUAAUAAGUUUCAUAAUAAAGAGUAUCAAAAUGUAGUUUAACAAA
This is a messenger RNA of Jatropha curcas, 894 nucleotides long. RefSeq names its product 21 kDa protein. Gene Ontology annotation, molecular function: enzyme inhibitor activity. Gene Ontology annotation, biological process: negative regulation of catalytic activity. NCBI's taxonomy places the organism in Eukaryota, Viridiplantae, Streptophyta, Magnoliopsida, Malpighiales, Euphorbiaceae. The record is from RefSeq and is a predicted model, not a curated record.